This is a messenger RNA of Uranotaenia lowii, 4748 nucleotides long. Its product is annotated as neuronal cell adhesion molecule-like. The record is from RefSeq and is a predicted model, not a curated record. NCBI's taxonomy places the organism in Eukaryota, Metazoa, Arthropoda, Insecta, Diptera, Culicidae. The transcript has 11 exons. The coding region runs from base 1391 to 3736 and encodes 781 amino acids. Gene Ontology annotation, molecular function: protein binding.
CCGCUCAGUUCCGCGUUAUCCUCUCGUACGGUUCGGUUCGGUCGGAAUUUGUCUUGUCCUGACGCGCGUUUGUUGCUGUCGCUGAUUUUUUUCUUGUGCUACAUAUUUUGGAGCUAAAGGAUUCCUGGCUCGGAGGACCUGCAGGCCAACCGGAACAGACUUAGGAGAGGUGGUUUUAUGGUUGGUCUUUCCGGUUGUUUUCGUUUUGCUUAAAGUUGAAUAGUGGAGGUUGGAAUUUGCAUCUGCUGGGGAUGGAUGAAGGAGGAUGCGAUCCCAAAAUGUGUAGGAAAUAGCUGGCUCGAAGGACCAGCAGCCAGCUGCUGGUAGAAGGUUUCAUGUUUUGAAGAAAAAGGACGGGUGGGUGGCGUCAGGAUUCGAACCUAGCCUAAAGAGUGUUGGGUUGGUGUGGUCUGGAAAACGCUGCGGAAACUUGUUUUGGGUGGUGAAUGGAAGAUAACCGUAGGAAAAGUUGAUGAUUGUCCACGGUUGAAGGGUAACGGAAUGAAUGCUCGACAAGUCGAUAAUGUCUUCUGUUGAUGGAGUCUCAUUUCCCAUUGAUGAGUGAAACGGAUGCUUAAUGUUGCUGAAGCAUGAAAAAUUUCAAGUGGAUUAAGCAAUUAAACCAGUGCUGAAAGAAUCGUAUGAAAAAGGAGGCAGGUUGAGGAAAUAACACCCAUUACGACAACGAAAAUGAUGUGAGCGAGGUGGAACGUAAUUUACCAAAACCAAGUUCUCCCCCGUUAUAAAACACGUAAUUACAUUUCCGCUGCAUUAAAAUUUUCCCACUCACCGGAAGUGCUUAAAAGUGGGUUGGAAAAAAUUUCCAUAAUUUUCCACUAGCUUGGUUUGAGCGUGUUAAAAUACCGCAACGAUGAGUGCUUUGAGCGGGCGAAAGGAAGGACAGCAAAAAACAAAACGCUUCCUUUCUGCAGAACAAUAGAAGCUAGCUGUAAAACAAAACGGAACGAAAAACAAAUCUAAAGCCCGAGCAAAUAUCGAGACCCAAAUCAACGAAUCGAAACUCAUUAGUGCAGAAUCUCUGUUCGGAUCGUUCUAUUGUUUUCCUGACAUGAUCCCAGUAGCCGGUAUGUGAUUGCGAAGAAGAAGUGACAAAGCAGAAAACGAAUCCACCCUGCCGUUGUCAUUCGGAUGCUCCGACGACACUUAAACGACGACAACGAUCGUCUAGCAGUGUCGAACGAAAGAAGAAGCAGAAAAAAUCACAAAAGUGUAAAAGUGUAAAAAAGUGAAUUAAACAUGAGCGAACCCUGUACCGAAUUGAUAAGAGUGAGUAGCCGCGCGUUCGAAACAACAAAGGCAGUGUAGAAGCUUUGCCAAGUUAAAACAACAACAAAAACAAAGCAUAUAAAUAAUACUACAAAAGAGCACAAUGGCUUCCCGACGUCGACGUCGAGUGAAACCGAGCAGUGUCCUCGGCAGCAGAAGCAGCAGCAUCACCUCCGAUUCAAGGUUUCGGUCCACUGGAAGGGCCACCGUUAGUGGAAGUAGAUCGGCAGCGAUGCUCGGUGAUAUGGUGUCCGGGGCCGGUGGGGAUAGUAGUAACCAUGGUGAUAGUCUCAGUGAGGAUAGCUGCAAAGGAGGCAGCAGACGCUAUGUGGGGGUGCAGGGUAAACAUCGCCUAAAUCGGAACUGCAGCAACAACAGUAGUUACCAAUGCCGGGGGCAAAGCUGUGGCAGAAGCAGUGGCAGCAGCACCACUAAUCUCGGAUUCGUUCUGUGUGGAUUAAUUUUCGCAUCGUACGGAACCGGAGCCGGUUGGGCGACCAGGAUUUUUGACAUCGAGAGCAUCCCGGUGAUUCGGUACAACGCAGUGGCCGGUGGAAAUGUGACCCUCAGCUGCCCCGGAGUGAACGAGCAUUCCCUGGUGGGAACCCUCAUCUGGAAGACGACCCAUACGGUGGCAGAGUACGUCAACGGGAUGCCCCUGGCCAGCAAUUCUAGGAUGACUCUGUUGCCGGACAAUUUCAGUCUUCACAUCAGCCAAACGACAUCGGCAGAUACGGCCGAGUACAGCUGUCUGGUAAAUGACAGGCACAGUCCGGAGGCCAUCGUCGAUUUGCUGGUUCAAGAUGUUCCCGACCCACCUGGAAGGCCACUGGUCGUGAGCUUCACAUCCCGAUCGGUGCAUCUGUCCUGGGCCCACUCCCAGGAUUCUCGAAAUGCACCGGUCAACUACUUCAUCAUCGAGAGCAGGGUUGGCGAAAAUGGUGACUGGGACCAGGUGGCCCCGAUUCGGACCAAGGACAAUUCGACCAGCUAUCAGGUGGGAUCGCUGCUGCCCUUUACCGUGUACAGCUUCCGGGUCCUGGCCAUUAACGAGUUUGGCCAGAGUGCCCCCUCCAAGGAGUCCUACUACUUCGUUACGCUGAGAGAAGCUCCAACCGGAAAACCGGUGACGACCAUCGCUCACAACACGAGCGCCACCUCCCUGUACAUUUCCUGGAAGCCGCCACCACCGGAUACCAUCCUGGGGGAGUUCCUUGGCUAUCGGAUCACGUUCCGGACCCGGGACCGCAACCCGGACGACGUCAAGGAAAUCUACAUUCGGGACAGCACGGUCGAGAGCCACGAAAUCCACAACCUGGAACCGUAUACCCAGUAUCUGGUUUCGAUUCAGGUUUUCAACCCGGAAGGACUUGGCCCACCCACCACUGUUCUGGUUAUGACCGAUGAAGGAGUGCCCAGCAGGCCUCGCGGUCUCAGCAUCCUUGAGGUGACUUCCGGCACCAUCAAAAUCAGCUGGCAGGAACCGGAACGCAAAAAUGGCGUCAUCCAUGGCUACCGGGUGUAUUACGUGUACCAGAACCAGACGCUGCUCCACUUGCCAAUCCUGAAGAGUGACGCCAUCCAAAAUUCCGUCUACUACUACACGCUGUCCGGGUUGAAACCCUUCACCGACUAUCGGCUGAUUGUGGCAGCUUUCACGCUCAAAUAUGACGGGGAACCGUCGGAAAUUUCGAUCCGGACCGAUAUCGCAGGGCCAAGUGCUCCGAUUUUUUUUAAUCUGACCUGCUACUCCGAGGAUGCCCUGUUUCUGGCCUGGCGGAUACCGCAGUUCUUUUCAAAUUCCGUGCACCAGUAUAUCGUCAACUAUCGGAACAUGGACUACACCCGGACCCGGGAGAUCCGGAUCUCGGCCAACGCUUCGAUUGUGGAAACGUCGGUGGUUCUGCAGAAUUUGACCACCGAUUCCAGCUACGAGCUGAAGAUUCGAGCCGCCUCGAUCAGCGUCAUCAAUCCGCACAAGGUUAUACUGGGGCCGUUCUCCGAUGUGAGGAAGAUCACACUACAGGCCAAUUGCGAUCAGCAUCACGAGCCAUCGCUGUAUCAUCCCUAUGACGAUCACGAUCUCAUAGUCCUAGCCGGGGCAGUAAUCUGCUGCUUUGGGCUGCUGCUCAUCAUCUUGGCGAUCGUGCUGUGGAAGAAAUGUUUCAGCACCAGCUACACUCAUGAGGGCACCGAUCCGUCCCAAUCGUCAGGUGCCGAUCACGGUCAGAAGCUCCCCGGUCAGACCCAGCUCGACUGGAAGGCCAGCUGCGACACUAACGGCGGGGUCAUCCAGACGACUGUGCCCAUUUCGGCGGCCACAACACCCACCGGAACCAAAAUGGUGGUGCUACAAAAUGGCGGCGGCUAUCACAACAACCAUCUCAAUCAGUAUCAGUACAACAACAACCACACCGUCACCCGGCACAUGGCCAUGGAUGGGGACUGAUAAGAUGCGAUUGGCCACCAGCAGCAGUAUUGGCCAGCCGUAAUCUACGAAAGUGUCGAGCUGGAGGACAUUUUCGAGGGAGCCGCCAUCGCCGGAGGAUGUCCCGGGGGGUCCAGUGAUCGAUCCCGGCUGGCUGCCCCGGGUCAUGGCACCAGGGCGGCUUCCGGUGGCGUUCCGGAUCUAGUGGAACUGAUGAUCAAUCCGGAAGCUUGAGCGAAUUUCCGCUGGCUGCCAAAGCGCGCUCAAUUGACUGUGUACAGGUUAGGAAAUGUUUAGUAAUUAAGCAGGCAUAAGUUAAACAAAUAAACAAAACUCACAAAAAAAAAACAGAUUCACUUAGCGGUUUAGAUUUUAGGACAACAGUGCGAUAAACGGAUGGUAGUGGGAAAUCGUUUUUUGAUUGAGUUAAAGUGUGUGUUGGGUUGAUUUAUGCUCCCUCGGUUUUUGGCAGUUUUUGGGAACGAGUGAAAAACUAAUUUUUGAAAAUAAAAAAAAAACAUCGAAAAACGAAAGACGAAACUGAAACCGGAGCAAUGCUUCAAGCUCUCGCCACAGUAAGAUAGGUGCAAAUUUUAAAAUAAAUUUACCCUAGCAAAAAAAAAAGUAACCGACGACGAAACGGAAAGAUCCGAUGCCAAUGUUGUUUUAAAUUAAGAGGUGAUCAUCUAGACGUCAAAAUCAGCAAGAAUGAUAAAGCAAGCAAAUAAAACAAGAAUUGGUGAAACUUAAGAAUGCGUGAAGAAAAAUAAUAGAAAUGAAAAUAAAAUCUAAAAAUGAAAGAAAAACUUUCCCACAGAACAUAAAUUAAAAAAAACUACCAAGUGAACGAAAAAAAAAACUAUUGGAAGGCGAAAAAAAGAAGGUGACAAGAUAGGAAGAUGUGUGAUAUUUUUAUACAUAUUUUCAAUGGUUGUUCAAAUGUGAACAGUAUCUAGCUGAAAAAUCCAGAAAAAAAGUAAACAAAAAAAAAACUGCUUUUGAAAGUGAAAAUAAAAAAAAGUUUUAAAACCAA